Messenger RNA from Esox lucius (northern pike), 2707 nucleotides. RefSeq names its product PH-like and PH2_TAPP1_2 domain-containing protein (gene plekha2). Lineage: Eukaryota; Metazoa; Chordata; Actinopteri; Esociformes; Esocidae. Gene Ontology annotation, cellular component: membrane; cytoplasm. The coding region runs from base 228 to 1541 and encodes 437 amino acids. The transcript is spliced from 12 exons. The record is from RefSeq and is a predicted model, not a curated record. Gene Ontology annotation, molecular function: PDZ domain binding.
AAUCGCGAGCCCUACCCGGAAAGAAGCCGCUGCUGACAGCGGUGUUAGGGUGGCGCACUCAUCCACUUCAGAUACUUGUCAGAUGUCGGCCCAUGAAAUGUGAACUGACUAACAGAAGGUUUUAACUUUCAUUUUACCAUGGUUUAAUGCGUUUUACUCUCUGCGUCUUCGUGACACUUCGAACGCUAAACUGAAAGAAACGUUGAUAUGUGGUAGCAGGAGGCAGCAUGCCGUACGUGGACAGGCAGAACCGUGUGUGUGGCUUCCUGGACAUAGAGGAGAAGGAGGGUAGCAGCCGCUUCCAGAGGCGCUACUUCAUAUUGGACACACAGAUUAACGCGCUGCUGUGGUACAUGGACAACCCCCAGAAUCUGCCCAGUGGAGCCAGUGCUGUCGGGAGUCUGCAGCUGACAUACAUCUCCAAGGUGAGCGAGGCCACGGGGAAACAAAAGCCCAAGACUGAGUUCUGCUUCGUGAUCAAUGCAGUGUCUCGGCGGUAUUUCCUACAAGCCAACGAUUCUGCAGACCUCAGAGAGUGGGUCCUUGCUCUGAACAAAGCCACCAAGAUCACUGUGCCUAAAUCCGGGCCUCUCCAGCCUAGGUCAGAGGUUGCUAUGGUAACCAGUGAGGCAGGGGGGAAGAGGCAGGCCUACAAGACUGAGAUCAUUGGGGGAGUGGUGGUCCACACCCCCAUCUACCAGAAUGAGGGGGAGGAGAUGGAGGUAGGGGACAAGAGGCUCUUCUCUCUAGCCAGUAGACCAGGUGUGCAAAGGUGUGGCUAUUGUGUCAAACAGGGUAACGUGCGGAAAAGCUGGAAAAGGCGUUUUUUCAUACUGGACAACAAUGCUGUCAGUUACUACAAGUGUGAGACGGAUAAGGAGCCUCUGAGAGCCGUUCCUAUAAGAGACAUUCAGAAGGUCCAUGAGUGUAUGGUCAAAUCUGGGGACCUGUUGAUGAGAGAUAACCUCUUUGAGAUCAUCACCACCUCCAGGGUCUUCUAUGUCCAGACAGACACUCCAGAAGACAUGCAGGGCUGGAUCAGAGACAUUGACAGGAAGAUACAGGACUUCAGAGGCCCUGCCAAGGGGUCUACAUUCAUGCGUGCCUCCUCCCUGUAUCGCCAUGGCAACUCCUCAAACCCAUCCCCUGGGUUCCAUGGUCCUCAUGGGGAUGACCGAAGACCCCCGCUAAUGAAGUCGUGUUCUGUGGCCCCAGGGUGGCAGCCUUGGACCCCCGUACCCCAAAGAGAUGCUCUCCCUCUGGGCCCAGCGGACAGUCCCUUUAGCGCUCUGCCCCCAAGUUCCUGCUCUCUCUCCACCUCCUCCAACUCCUCAUCUUCAUCCUCCCUCUCCACUCCCAUUCUCGCCUUACAGGGAGAGCCAGCCCUAGCUAGCGGUGUGGUUAUCCCAGCCUGUCCGGGCCCAGUGGCUCCUGGGGCCUCCAGCAGCCGUAGGAGACACCGCUCCCAGCCUCAGCCCCCCACAGACCAAAGUUUCCCUUUCAGCCUGGACCACGAUGGCGUGCGCACUACCGACGUCUAGAACCACCAGAGCUUUGGAUAAUGUAGAACUCCACCGAUGUCUGCAGGCGCCUAUUGUGUCUGUUAGGCCUGCUGGUCUGUUGGGGGUGUGUUCACUGAAGCCCUGUGGCCCCCUGCUGGUAGGGUGAGGGUCCUGCAGGGUGUGGUUAGUGGCUGUGGGGCGACUCGGAGCGUUGUUGAUGUGACUGGGAGGGGUUGUCAGGACUGAUCAGUGUUAAGGUCUGCUAGACUGUGAAGGGGUAUGUUAUGUGUUAUUGUAUGAGUUUCUAUUAAAAAGUGAAUGUAGUCCUAACUGGUACUGAGAUGAAGGAUGGAAGGUGGGUGUUGUGGUGGAGCAUGGUCUGUCUACUUAUCACCCUCUUCUGGUAUUAGUCAGCAGGCCUCUGACAUAUUACAUAGGCUAUGUCUCUUCACUACCUAGUAUAUUGACUAGGCUAUGUCUCUUCACUACAUAGUGCACCUCUUUUAAACCAGAGCCCUAAGGAUCUUGAAUAACAGUAGUACACUAUUAUUCAUAGAGCCCCUGCCACAACAAGGUUCCCACUCAUUAAAUAACCGUGUUUGCGUGUGUGGUUCUGGCUGUCUGUAGACAAUCAUGUUCUCCUGUCAGACUGAAUCCAGUGUCAUCAAAUCGCUUCGUCAGCAGCACAUUUUAUGAAAUACACAGACUUCCGUAAGCCACAACUUUUUGUUUUGAGUUAAAAUUAUUUACUCUCAUAGUGUGUGACAUGUCACCUGCUGUUUCGCGUGCCUGCAUUCACCUCACCAACCCGGAUCCAGAUGUGCUUUCCCCUCUCUUUAAACCCAUCUUCUUUCUGAUGUAGACUUUUUUUUUUAUCAAUCCCCACUUUCUAUUUCUGCUUAGCAUGAAGGGCUGUGUGUACAUGUUUGAGUUGGGUUCAUUCAUGAUUGACUGGAUGGACAAACAUUCUAAAAACAGGGUACUGUUUCACGAUUUUAACAGUACUGUCAUUCCCGAUGGAGUGGUUAAAUACUAAUGUGUGAUUUAUACUAAUGUAAUUUCUUGUAUUUUGCUCAUUUGGUUACUGUUUAUUGAUUGUCUUGUAAUGGACUGCCUUUUACUACCUGGUACUUGGUGUUCCCUCACCUGCUUCUUUAUAAUGGUGUUGUUGUUUUUUACCUGUAAACUAGCACAUUAAAUAAUAA